GGAAAAGGGGGGUGGGGGUGUAUAUCAUUGAUGCUCCCCUCGUUAAAGCACAAUCAAUAAGACGUCUUAAAGGCGACCGACAUGCACAAAGUUUAAAACGCGCUGACUAAAGACUAAAGAAGCAGAGUUCCUUCACAGUUCCACCGGCCAUCGCGUCGGUUAUUAACCCGCACCGACCACCCCCCCUCCUCUCCCUUACGUCCCCUCCGAGCUUCCGCGGCUCUCGGGUGAUCUUAUCGCGGCAGUGGCGGCGGACAGAGCAGCGGUGUGGAUCUUUUGGACUGAUGUCUCUGCCCAAUAUCAGGAAUUUAAAGUGUCUCUCGCCGGUCAUGUGCCAGUGUAAGGUCAUCUGCAGCAACCGGACUCUGUCGCUCAUGUUCGGGUGUAAGAAGUACAGGUACCAGGAUGAGGAGACGCCCCCCUUGGAGCACAGUCCAGCACAUCUGGCUCCAGGGAAAAGUGCAGAAAUGCUUCACAUGAGCGACAAGAACCUUGCUGCCAUGGAGGCCAUACACGGCUACACACCACAUACGCAUAUCUCUCCAGUCAAGCCAGUGUUGAUGUCUACAGGACACACUCCAAUGUACACCUCCGCUGUUUCCACACUGGGAAAUAGUCCUCCUGUGGUGGUGAACACAGACACACUGGAUGGAUCGCCAUAUGUAAAUGGAACAGAAGGGGAAAUCGAAUAUGAAGAGAUCACACUGGAGAGAGGGAACUCAGGCCUGGGCUUCAGCAUAGCAGGGGGAACAGACAAUCCCCACGUGGGCGAUGACCCGAGCAUCUUUAUCACUAAAAUCAUCCCUGGAGGAGCUGCAGCUCAGGAUGGCCGCCUCAGUGUGAACGACUGCAUCCUAUUUGUGAAUGAUGUUGACGUCAGGGAGGUGACACACAGCCAAGCUGUGGAAGCUCUUAAGGAAGCAGGUGCUAUUGUCCGGCUCUAUGUUCUCCGCCGGAAGCCGGCAGCGGAGAAAAUCACCGAAAUCAAACUCAUCAAAGGGCCUAAAGGAUUAGGUUUUAGUAUUGCUGGAGGAGUGGGAAACCAGCACAUUCCAGGAGAUAACAGCAUCUAUGUCACCAAGAUCAUUGAAGGCGGAGCAGCACAUAAAGAUGGACGUCUGCAGAUUGGGGAUAAGAUCUUAGCGGUGAACAACGUGUGUCUGGAAGACGUCAUGCACGAGGAUGCGGUGGGGGCUCUGAAGAACACAGCCGAGGUGGUGUACCUCAGGGUGGCCAAGCCCAACAACUUGUUCCUGACCAACUCCUACAACCCUCCUGACCUCACCAAUACGUAUUCCCACAUGGAUACUGAACUCAGCCACCCCAACUACCUUGGCUCAGAUUACCCACAAGCCCUCACCCCCACCUCGCCGAGCCGCUUUUCUCCUGUUUUGCACGGCAUGAUGGGAGAUGAUGACAUCCCUAGUAUUCUGUGUGGUUUCUUUUCUAGAGAACCUCGCAGGGUUCUGAUCCACCGAGGUUCCACCGGUCUGGGAUUCAACAUCGUUGGAGGAGAAGAUGGAGAGGGGAUUUUUAUCUCUUUCAUCCUGGCAGGGGGGCCAGCUGACCUCAGUGGAGAGCUACACAAGGGCGAUCAAAUCCUCAGUGUAAAUGGUGUGGACUUGCGUAUGGCCACGCACGAGCAGGCGGCAGCAGCAUUAAAGAAUGCUGGUCAGACGGUGACCAUCAUCGCUCAGUACAGACCAGACGAGUACAGUCGUUUUGAGGCAAAGAUUCACGACUUGAGGGAGCAGCUGAUGAACAGCAGCAUGGGCUCUGGGACAACCACGCUACGGAGCAACUCAAAGAGAGGCUUCUACAUCAGGGCUUUGUUUGAUUAUGACAAGACAGCAGACUGUGGCUUCCUCAGUCAGGCAGUUGGCUUCAAGUUCGGAGACGUGCUCCACGUGUUGGAUUGCGGGGACGAGGAGUGGUGGCAGGCACGCAAGGUCAGCCCCCAGAACGAGGCAGAAGAGGUUGGCUUCAUCCCCAGCAAACACAGGUUGGAAAGAAAAGAGUGGUCUCGUGUCAACACCAAAGAGAGGGAUCAUGGUCGGGACACUUUGGGAACGCAAGGGAGAGAUAAAACCUCGCACAGUUAUGAGACAGUCACCCAAGUGGAAGUUCACUAUGCGAGGCCCAUCAUCAUUCUGGGUCCCGUGAAGGACAGAAUAAAUGAUGACCUGUUGUCUGAGUUCCCUGAUAAGUUUGGCUCGUGUGUCCCACAUACCACACGACCCAAAAGGGAGUAUGAAGUGGAUGGGCGGGACUACCACUUUGUGUCAUCGAGGGAACAGAUGGAGAAAGACAUCCAGAGCCAUCGCUUCAUCGAAGCCGGCCAGUACAACAGUCAUCUGUACGGCACCAGCGUCCAGAGUGUCCGCGAGGUGGCAGAGCAGCAAGGGAAACAUUGUAUCCUGGACGUGUCAGCCAACGCUGUACGACGACUACAGGCUGCUCAGCUCCAUCCCAUCGCCAUCUUUGUCCGGCCUAAGUCACUGGAGAAUGUUCUAGAGAUUAACACUCGCCUGACAGAGGAGCAGGCCAGGAAAGGAAUGGACAGAGCCCUCAAACUAGAACAAGACUUCCUCGAGUGCUUCUCAGCUGUUGUAGAAGGGGACAGCUUCGAAGAGGUCUACCACAAAGUAAAGACAGUGAUCGAGGAGCAAUCAGGGCCUUACAUUUGGAUUCCCACCCGGGAAAGGCUGUGAUGCCCUCCCAUAUUCCAUAAACAACCACCGACCGACGCCAUCCUUCACCACCAAGCCAGCCUCGCCUGCCGGGGUCGUCCUCCAGAAAAGUCAGUGCUUCGCUGAAGAAGACUACAAAUAAGAGAUGUGGCACUGAGAAAGAUACCAGGAAAAACGAGAGACUGAGAGGCGGACACUGAUGUGUAAUUAGACUGAAACAGACUUAAUUAGUAUUCCACUUUCAGGAGGGAGGGCCAAGUACUGAGGCUGUGUUCACACUUGGCAUUGAAAAGCCAUUUCACCAAAAACAGUUGAUUUAAUGGUGUCAGACACUGUAUAGAAGAGCAUAAAUGUGCUUUUUCUAGCAAAAAAAAAGCAGCAAAUGAGAAGACGCAAGAUGCAUUUUGAUGUCAAGUGUGAACUGACAGAUAGAAACAAGAGCAGGUCUGAGCAGAGAUGAAAAGGAAGGACAGGGUGACCUAGCAGGGACGGACCCUGGGGUAGUUUUUGUAUCACCUGUUGGCGUUCUGUCCUCCAAUCAGGUCUGCGCUUGAGUCCCCCAUGACCAGGAGUCUUCUCUGAGCCUAUUUUUCUGAGGGAGAACAACCUCAGUGACAGAUCACCUGUCAAAUACUGCAAGGCGCUAUUAAUUAAAAGCAGUGAAAAUGAUUAUUCAGAGAAGAAACCUAAUAUGCUGAAUUUGUGCAUGCAUCCUCAAAGACAAUGGAAAGACAGGACACAAAACUAUGAACGCUGUACGUAAAAAUCUUUUUUUUAAAAGGCAAAGUUGAACCGGGGCGAGUUUUAAGCAUGUCUUAUGAUGAUGAUGGAAAAGGGUGCGGUCGUAAUGUGGACACUUGCAGAAACUCUUGACAUACAUUUUAGCCUCUUAUGCACACACGCACGUCCACAUACAUGCGUGCACCGAAAAUACACACAUAAAUGUAACCUCAGCUGCACACCCCUUCCAAAAAGAGGGGCUGUUCUGGUCACAAAACCCUGGAUGAAUGUUAUCUCUCUGGGCACAAACAGCAGAGCUUGAACGCACCGCAACCAACUCAACCGUCUCUUCCGAAUCAGUCCUUCAUUCACACUGUUUUCCAGUGGUUGCGCUAAAAGCCAUGGUGUCAUGGUAUAUGUGUGUGCAUGUGUGUGUGUAUGUGUGAGUGUGAGUGUGGAAGGUACAGGUCUUCUUUUACUCUCUCGCUUCCAGUUCUACUCUGCUUUUUCCCUCUUGUGACCACACAGAUUAAAGCUCAGUCACAAAUAAAUGGUCUAUAUAUAUAUAUAAAAAUAUAAAUAUAUACACAUAUAUCUUUUUUAUGACAAUUUCUAACAGGACUAUAGUCUGUAAAAAAAAGAAAAAUAUCCAAACAUGUUGCAUUAGUUCUUUGGUUGAAUUUGCAGUUUGGUUUGUGGAAUUUCCUCACACUCUAUUUUAUUGCAGAAAAUAGCUACACGGAAAUGUUGAUGUAAAGAUGACCUCACCAAUGGGAACCUAUACGGCACAUGUGUGAAAUGCUGUUUUUUGGGGCGACACAUGUACAUGAAAUAUAAAAUAUAGAUGACCCCAUAUGAGAAUAUAUAUCCUUUAUAACAGCCACAAUCAGUACUAAUGUAUAAUAGAUAAAUGGCUGGUGUGUAUGUGUGCCAGAGAGAGAGAGAGAGAGAGAGAGAGAGAGAGAGAGAGAGAGAGAGAGAGAGAGAGAGAGAGUGAGACAUGCAUAUGAAGAUGUAGUGCAAUAUUGCUCUGAUGUUAUGCAAUGAAGGUUUUAUGUGUGUCCAGAAUUAAAAUUAUUUAUUGCACUGACGGCAUUGUGUGCCACGGGGUUAAAAAAAAAAAACAACAAAAAGAUGGAUUUUAAGGUUUUAUGAGCAUGUGUUUGUGUUUACUUCUUUUUCAUUUUAUUGCUGAAUUCUCAGAGUGGAAGUAUUGAAGUAUUGAUUGAUCAGUCAUAUUUAUUGUUGAUUUGUGCUCACUGGCGGAACAGCUGAAGCUUGUGAAUGACAAGUAUCAAUUGUUUGUUAUUUAUUUCUUUUUGGAAUUGUCGCCCGGGUCUCAAGUCUGUAUAUUUUUAUAUUAUUUUCCACAUUGAAAGAGUUAUUGGGAUAAAUUGCUGUAAAUAUGAUGCCGCGUGGCUUUAGAUUUAGCCGUGGACACUAUUGGAAUUGAUGCAAAGUACUCAACAACAGCCCAAUAUAGUGAUAUCUGAACACACACACACAUACAGUACAUACACACACACACAUGCACAAGGAUUGCAGCAUGCAUCCAGUCACAGCCACAAAUUGAAUAAUGUUUUCAGUUUGUUUCUUUGAUCCGUGUAUUUCUUAAUAUCUCUCUCAGUCAUCCAUAUCAUAGUGUGAUAUUCCUUAUUUUAAAAAUAAAAGUAUAUUAGUUUUUACAGAAAAGACUGAUUAUAACAAAGUCAAAUGACGCAGAAAAGUAUAUUUAACAAUGACAAUAUCAAGCAAAUUAAAAUGUUCCAGUUCAGUGAAGCGCUUGUUGUAAAUUAGCUAUGAAAUAAUAAAAUGAAUUUAAAAAUGCUUU
Messenger RNA from Doryrhamphus excisus (bluestripe pipefish), 5241 nucleotides. RefSeq names its product discs, large homolog 4a (Drosophila) (gene dlg4a). Gene Ontology annotation, biological process: chemical synaptic transmission; postsynaptic neurotransmitter receptor diffusion trapping; establishment or maintenance of epithelial cell apical/basal polarity. The record is from RefSeq and is a predicted model, not a curated record. Gene Ontology annotation, molecular function: protein kinase binding; ionotropic glutamate receptor binding. Gene Ontology annotation, cellular component: postsynaptic density membrane; basolateral plasma membrane; neuron projection. NCBI's taxonomy places the organism in Eukaryota, Metazoa, Chordata, Actinopteri, Syngnathiformes, Syngnathidae.